Messenger RNA from Daphnia pulicaria, 1208 nucleotides. It is a transcript of the gene meigo, whose product is annotated as solute carrier family 35 member B1-like. The record is from RefSeq and is a predicted model, not a curated record. Gene Ontology annotation, cellular component: endoplasmic reticulum membrane; Golgi membrane. Gene Ontology annotation, molecular function: UDP-galactose transmembrane transporter activity; UDP-glucose transmembrane transporter activity. Bases 156 to 1109 code for a protein of 317 amino acids. Gene Ontology annotation, biological process: UDP-galactose transmembrane transport. Lineage: Eukaryota; Metazoa; Arthropoda; Branchiopoda; Diplostraca; Daphniidae. The transcript is spliced from 7 exons.
GAGCGGCAUUGUUGAUUUUUUUUUUCCUCCCGUUCUCUCGGUCUCGCUUCAGUUUGUACAGUUUGAGCAGUUCACAUGCAUUGGUCCCGGUUCUUUUUUUAAUUUGAAAGUCUUCUUAAGUUAUUUAUAGAUUUAUUAGAUUUACUUUAAUCAUCAUGGCUUUGGACAAGAGAUUCUUACUCUAUGCUUCAGGCAUAUUUAUUUGUUACUUUUAUUUUGGUAUUCUUCAGGAAAGAAUAACCAGAGGAAAGUAUGGAGAAGGUGAAACACAGGAAAAGUUUACUUACACACUGGCCCUCGUAUUCGUACAGUGUGUGGUCAAUUUUGCAUAUGCCAAAAUCAUGCUGUCUACGUUGAUGAAACAAGGAGAAGAUAAAACAAGUAGAAUGUAUUAUGCUUCAUCUGCACUCACUUAUUUACUAGCCAUGGUGUGCAGUAACAUGGCUCUACAAUGGGUCAAUUAUCCAACUCAGGUAGUUGGAAAAUCAUGCAAACCUAUUCCUGUUAUGAUUCUUGGUGUACUGUUUGGGAAUAAGUCCUACCCUAUGGCCAAAUACUUAUUUAUUCUUACUGUUGUCCUCGGUGUAGCCAUGUUUAUGUACAAAGACAAGCCUGUGUCUGCAAAGCAAGAAGUAGACUCAGGAAUUGGUAUUGGUGAAAUUCUUCUGAUUUUGUCUUUGAUCAUGGACGGACUUACAGGCGCCAUACAAGAGCGGAUGAAAACUGAAUACCAGUCUAAAUCCGGCCACAUGAUGUUGUACAUGAACUUGUGGUCUGUCGGAUACCUCGCCUUUGCUCUUUUGAUCACUGGAGAAUUAUUUGACUUUGCCGGAUUCAUCAGCCGGCACCCUUUCGUCUUGUGGGACUUGACCACUUUUUCCAUCGCCAGCGCACUCGGCCAGUUCUUCAUUUUCCGAAUGAUAGCCGACUACGGUGCGUUGCCCUGCUCCAUCGUUACGACCACGAGGAAAUUCUUUACAGUUAUGGCAUCCGUCCUCUAUUUCGGAAAUCAGCUCUCCGGUAGACAGUGGACUGGAGCUGUCCUGGUGUUUGCUGGCCUCACGAUGGACUCGGUCUACGGCAAGAGGAAAGCUCCCAAAAAGUCCUGACUGUCUUCUAGCAUUUAAGCGGCUCAAGGAAUCGCAUGUUUUUUUUGUGAUUAUUAUUUUGUUUCAUGUUUUGCGGCUAAUAAACAACGUAAUACAACA